UAAAAUUUAAAUAUUAUGUUAAUCUCCCUCAAUCCGACUUAUUCCCAAGUUACAUGCAGUAGCAAGUGCAUUCACAGUUUAAAACCCCAAACUUCUCAUUUGACAAGUCUUAGACCUCUCUCUUCAUCAGUCCCUUAUUUUUUUCAAAGAACUAAAGAAAAUAGAAAAUAUGAAACCAGCUAUGUUUGUGGACCUGGGUCCACCCCAUUGUUGGGUCUAACAAUUGGACAGCUCUUGGAAAAUACAGCAAACAAAUACGGUGACAGAGAGGCUGUUGUAGUUAUUCACCAAAACAUUCGAAAGACAUAUCAGCAACUACUAAAUGAUGCAAAUCAAUUAGCAGCUGGAUUUGUUUCACUGAAACUUAAACGUGGAGACAGGAUUGGCAUCUGGGGGCCUAACUCAUAUGAAUGGGCUCUGACUCAAUGGGGAGCAGCAAGAGCUGGCCUUAUUCUGGUAAAUAUAAAUCCAUCCUAUCAACCCCUGGAAUUAAAAUAUGCCUUGAACAAAGUUGGCAUUAAAACCCUUGUAGCUGCAGAGUCAUUUAAAAAUCUUGACUAUUUCUCCAUCUUGAACGAAGCCGUGCCUGAAAUCAAAGAAACAAAAGAAAUGGAUUUUAUCAAGAGCCGCGAGGUUCCCACCCUAGAAAGUGUGAUUAUGAUAUCUGAUCGCAUUGAAAAGGGAACAUGGCGCUUUCAAGACAUUAUGCAAAUGGGAGGCAACAAUGAAUUGAAGGAAAUUGGUGGAAUUCAAAGUAAAAUCCAGUUUGACGAACCAGCAAAUAUUCAAUUCACUUCGGGUACUACGGGGAGUCCUAAAGGAGCUACCUUGACGCAUCAUAACAUCGUCAAUAAUGGAUACCUGAUGGGACUGCGAACGGGCUACCAUCUUAAGGCGCAUCGGCUUUGCCUUCCAGUUCCACUUUAUCACUGCUUCGGAUGUGUUAUGGGUGUACUCAGUGCAGUGAGCCACGGAGGAAGUUAUGUACUUUCCAGUCCCGCUUUUAGCGCAAGAAAAGCUGUCAAGGCCGUAGAGCAAGAGAGAUGCACUUCGCUCUAUGGUACACCGACAAUGUUUGUCGACAUUCUAAAUCUGCCUGAUUUAAAAAGCUACGAUCUAAGUAGCCUAUCAACUGGAUACAUGGCUGGAGCUCCGUGCCCGCAAUCGAUUGUCAAGGCUGUCGUUCAUGAUCUUCACAUGAAAGAUUUUGUGGUGGCAUAUGGAAUGACAGAAACCAGCCCAGUGACUUUCUCCGGAUAUUCUAGUGAUCCGUUAGAAGUGCGACACUCAACCAUAGGAUUUCCUAGCGAUUACACUGAGGUUAAAGUGGUUAAUGAAGAUGGACAUAUUGUCCCCAUUAACACACCUGGAGAGCUGUACACUCGUGGAUAUUCUAAUAUGUUGAAAUACUGGAACGAUGAUGAGAAAACAAAGGAGAUGAUUUCGGUGGAUCGUUGGUUACGUACAGGUGAUAUUGCUGUCAUUGAUGAAAAUGGUUAUGGUCAAAUCGUUGGACGGGCAAAAGACAUGCUCAUAAGAGGCGGAGAAAACAUUUAUCCGCGUGAAAUUGAAGAGUUACUUCAUACUCAUCCAGCCGUCGCAGAGGUUCAUGUUAUUGGCGUUCCUGACGUUAGAUUGGGUGAGGAAGUUUGCGCAUGGGUCCGCCUACGUCCCGGCUGCGUAGCGACGGAAGAUGAUCUUCGAAAUUUCUGUCGCGACAAGGUUGCCUACUUCAAAGUACCAAAAUACAUUCUAUUCCGGGACGACUUUCCUAAAACCGUAACGGGAAAAAUUCAAAAAUUCCGGAUGCGUGAAAUAACUGUGGCUGAAUUCAAUUUUGAUUCGUAACUCUGAAAUUUACGGAAAUAAAGUAAACUAUAUGCUAGAGCAA
Messenger RNA from Daphnia pulex (common water flea), 1891 nucleotides. RefSeq names its product medium-chain acyl-CoA ligase ACSF2, mitochondrial-like (gene Acsf2). Lineage: Eukaryota; Metazoa; Arthropoda; Branchiopoda; Diplostraca; Daphniidae. Bases 16 to 1848 code for a protein of 610 amino acids. The transcript has 16 exons. Gene Ontology annotation, molecular function: medium-chain fatty acid-CoA ligase activity. The record is from RefSeq and is a predicted model, not a curated record. Gene Ontology annotation, biological process: fatty acid metabolic process.